CAAAGCUAUAUGCAGAUGGAAGUGAGUGCUAAGCUACUACUGUGUUUUCAAAUUAGUGUUGCCCUUUUGGUGUCAUGGGUGGCUCUCAAAAUAGGGUAUGCCCUAUGGUGGAGGCCUACAACCCUCCAAAAGUACUUGGAAAAGCAAGGGGUUAGGGGUCACCCUUACAAGCCCCUGUUUGGGGACCUAAAGGAGAACAAUAGACUUUUUGAAGAAGCCAUUUCCAAGCCUAUGGAUCUUUCUCAUAGGAUUGUUCCCCGGAUAUUUCCUUAUUUCAUCAAAAUGGUGGAGAAUUACGGUAAAAUUUGCUUAUCGUGGUUUGGUCUGGUCCCGCUGGUCAUAGUGACAGAACCAGAGCUGGUAAAAGAGAUUCUCUCAAACAAAUAUGGUCACUUCGAGAAGCCAACUCCAGACCAAUUAAUCAAGCUAUUGGCAUUGGGGCUGGCAGCAGAACAAGGAGAGAAAUGGGCCAGACAUAGAAGGAUCAUUAAUCCUGCUUUCCAUUUGGAAAAACUUAAGGGCAUGAGACCACAAUUUACUCAAAGUUGCAAGGAGAUGAUAGAAAGAUGGGAGAAGUUGGUAGGAGAAGAGGAGCACGGGGAGAUAGACGUGCUCCCCGAGCUCCAAAACUUAACUGCAGAUGUCAUCUCAAGAACGGCUUUUGGGAGCAGCUUAGAAGACGGGAAGCAUAUAUUUGAACUUCAACGAGAGCAAGCUGCUCUUCUCAUCGAAGCUGCUCGAAGCUUUUACAUUCCCGGCUACAGGUUUUUGCCAACAAAGAAAAACAUCAGGAGAAAGAAAAUUGAUAAAAAGGUCAGAGGCAUCCUAAAAGGCAUCAUCCAAAGGAAAGAGGAGGCAAUCAACAGUGGAACCUAUAAUAGCCAUGACUUGUUGGGCUUAUUGUUGGAGUCCAAUAGGACCAACGACCACAAAAACCGAAUGACAAUGGAAGAUGUAGUGGAGGAGUGCAAGCUCUUUUAUUUUGCAGGCCAUGAGACCACAUCUAUGCUAUUGACUUGGACAAUGGUGGUUUUGUCGAAGCAUCCGACGUGGCAAGAGAGGGCAAGGGAUGAGGUCUUGCAGCUAGUUGGAUCAUCCACACCACCAACUCUAGACCAGCUAAGCCAUCUUAAAAUUGUAAAUAUGAUUCUCCAUGAGGUUCUUAGGCUCUAUCCACCAAUUCUGCUUAUUGUUAGAGAAACCUAUAAGAAGAUAAACGCAGGAGGCUUGGAUUUUCCUCCAGGCAUCCAGUUGGCCCUACCAACUAUCAUAAUUCAUCAUGACCGCGAUCUUUGGGGUGAUGAUGCCAAGGAAUUCAAGCCUGAGAGGUUCUCUGAUGGGGUGUCAAAUGCUGCUAAACAUCCAUUGGCCUUCUUUCCCUUCGGAUGGGGACCGAGGACUUGCAUCGGCCAAAACUUUGCCUUAAUCGAGGCCAAAAUAGCACUAACCAUGAUCCUACAACACUUCUCCUUCCACCUCUCUCCCUCGUAUACGCAUGCACCCUAUGCUCAAAUUACUAUGCAACCUCAACAUGGAGCUCCCAUCAUCUUACAUAAGCUCUGAGUUUCCUCUCAUCUUUCUUCGUUUGAUGCUUGUACUUGCUUGAUUUUACUUUAAGCCAGCUAUAUUAUGUUGAAUAGGAGGGGAUUAAGUUCAUGUUUGUUUGUGUUCUUUUGGCAUUGUAAGUGGUUGAGGCGAGACCAAAAUCUCUAGAAACAUCAAAUAUUCAAGCCA
Amborella trichopoda is the source of this 1734-nucleotide messenger RNA. Its product is annotated as cytochrome P450 CYP72A616. NCBI's taxonomy places the organism in Eukaryota, Viridiplantae, Streptophyta, Magnoliopsida, Amborellales, Amborellaceae. Gene Ontology annotation, molecular function: oxidoreductase activity, acting on paired donors, with incorporation or reduction of molecular oxygen; heme binding; iron ion binding. The record is from RefSeq and is a predicted model, not a curated record.